AAGCGGCGUGUGAGCGCUUCUCUGUGGUGCUUGAGGAAUAAGUUCCAGAAGCCGUCAAGCCAAUCACAGAGCGAGCGUCUAUAGGAAGCCUCGCGAGAUUCGCGCCUCACCUGCGAGUCCUUGCUACAUUCAGCGCUCUUCAGUGUGUGUGGGAAACGUUUAGCAGCGCCAUGUCCCGGAGAAGGCACAGCGAUGAUGAUGGAGGGCAACCUCACAAAAGGCGGAAAACUUAUGAACCUCUUGAUAUAGAAGAUCGUCUUGAGUCACUGAUAUGUAGAGUCGGGGAGAAGAGUACCUCCUCACUGGAAAGCAACCUGGAAGGACUGGCUGGUGUUUUGGAAGCUGACUUGCCAAACUACAAAAGCAAAAUCUUAAGAAUACUUUGUGCAGUAGCUCGCUAUCUGCCGGAGAAGAUGACUGUUUACACUACACUAGUGGGACUGCUGAAUGCAAGAAACUACAAUUUUGGUGGAGAAUUUGUGGAAGCUAUGAUUCGUCAUCUGAAAGAAACCAUAAAGUCUAAUGCAUAUAUGGAAGCCGCAUAUCUGGUCCGCUUUUUGUCUGAUCUUGUGAAUUGCCAUGUCAUCGCAGCCCCCUCAAUGGUAGCAAUGUUUGAAAAUUUCAUUGGAGUCACACAGGAAGAAGAAAUCCCUCAGGUCCGAUCUGAUUGGUAUGUGUAUGUGGUUCUUUCUUCCUUGCCUUGGGUUGGGAAAGAAUUAUAUGAGAAGAAGGAUGUAGAGAUGGACCGUGUUUUAUCACAAGUUGAAAGCUACCUCAAGCAACGUCAAAAAACCCAUUUGCCUAUAUUACAAGUAUGGUCAGCGGAAAAGCCUCACCCACAAGAAGAGUACCUGGAUUGUCUUUGGGCCCAGAUUCAAAAGUUGAAGAAGGAUCGCUGGCAGGAAAGACACAUAUUGCGCCCAUACCUUGCUUUUGAUAGCAUAUUGUGUGAAGCAUUGCAACAUAAUUUACCACCCUUUACACCACCACCUCACACUAAAGAUUCAGUCUAUCCUAUGCCGAGGGUCAUAUUCAGGAUGUUUGACUACACAGAUGCUCCUGAGGGUCCAGUAAUGCCUGGAUCUCAUUCUGUAGAGCGAUUUGUCAUAGAAGAAAAUCUGCACUGCAUCAUAAAAUCACACUGGAGAGAGAGGAAAACAUGUGCUGCACAGCUUCUCAGCUACCCUGGGAAGAAUAAGAUUCCCUUGAACUAUCAUAUUGUUGAGGUCAUCUUUGGAGAAUUGUUCCAGAUCCCAGUUCCACCACACAUAGAUGUCAUGUACACAACACUGUUAAUUGAGCUUUGCAAACUACAACCAGGAUCAUUGCCCCAAGUGCUUGCCCAAGCCACCGAAAUGCUAUAUACUCGCUUGGAUACAAUGAACGUAACAUGUAUUGACAGAUUCAUAAAUUGGUUUUCACACCACCUGAGCAACUUUCAGUUUAGAUGGAAUUGGGAAGAUUGGGCAGAUUGUCUGUCACAGGACUUGGAUAGACCGAAACCCCAGUUCGUUCGGGAAGUCUUGGAGAAAAGCAUGAGGCUUUCUUACUACCAACGAAUAUUGGAUAUUGUACCUUCGUCCUUUUCUGCAUUGUACCCAGCUGAGCCAAAAUGUGUAAACAAAUAUGGUGAUGAGAGUAGCAGUGCUCUGCCUGGAUAUGCUCUUGCGGUUACCUUGACCAAUGCCAUAAAAAAUAAGGCAGUUAAUGAAGAUGUUUUUAAUAUUUUAAAAGAUGUGCAAAACCCCAACCAUGAUGAUGAUGACGACGAAGGAGUAAGCUUUAACCCAUUGAAAAUAGAGGUGUUUGUUCAGUCCCUACUUAAUUUGGCCUCAAAAUCAUUUAGCCAUUCAUUUAGUGCGAUUGCAAAGUUUCAUGAAGUAUUUAAGGCUCUGUCUGACAGUGAGGAAGGGAAGCUCCAUAUUCUGAGAGUAGUUUAUGAUGUCUGGAAAAGUCAUCCUCAGAUGAUUGCAGUUCUUGUGGAUAAAAUGAUACGUACACAAAUUGUUGAUUGUGCUGCUGUAGCUAACUGGAUCUUCUCCCCAGAGAUAUCACGUGAUUUUACUAGGUUAUUUGUUUGGGAAAUUUUGCACUCCACAAUUAGAAAAAUGAAUAAACAUGUCCAAAAAAUCCAGAAAGAGUUGGAGGAUGCUAAACAACGGCUAGCCAAACAGCACAAACGGCGAGAUAGUUAUGAUGACAGCGGAAGGGAGGAUGGACCCCUGGAGGAGCAAAUUGAUCGUUUACAAGAAAAAGUGGAGUCUGCUCAAAGUGAACAAAAAAAUCUUUUCCUUGUUAUUUUCCAGCGCUUUAUUAUGAUCCUCACAGAGCACUUAGUCCGCUGUGAAACAGGAGGCAUUGAUGUGAUAACUCCAUGGUAUAAGAACUGCAUUGAGAGACUUCAACAAAUUUUUUUACAGCAUCAUCAGAUAAUCCAGCAGUACAUGUUGACUUUGGAGAAUCUGUUGUUCACAGGAGAACUGGACCAUCACAUUCUGACUGUCUUCCAGCAGUUCUGUGCAUUGCAGGCUUAAAUGAUAGCUCAGUUGGUUGUUGUGUUUUUUUUGUUUUUUUUUUUCUGCCCCAUUCAGCAAUACAGAAUUGGAGACUUGUAAGAAAAAGACUUUGAGAAUGCUUUUGUUGAGAUGAUAGAGAUGAAAUUAACUGAGUGCAGACUUUUGUAGUAUUUAAAAUAUCUGGUUUCAGAUCAGAAAUGACAUUUUGAAAAUAUACGUAAAACCAGCUGUGUUUUGGAUUAGCCACAAUUCUUUAGCUCUCAUUACAGAUGUGCGAAGUUACAGGGAUUCGAUUCGUCACGAACCUCGCGGCUCUGCAGUUGCUGGCUUUAGCCUGCAUAAAUUAGUUCAGCUUUCAGGUGUUCCGGUGGCUGGAGACUCUCCUAGGACUGUAUACACCUUUUCCAGCCCACGGGAGCACCUGAAAGCUGAACUCAUUUAUGCAGGAUAAGUCAUCAACUGCCGAGCCGAGAAGUUUGUGCAGAAUCGAAGUACUGUAACUUCACUCAUCUCUAGCUCUCGUGCUCCUGCCUUCUCCAGCUAUUUCUAACCAUUAGCUUAAACUAUUUUAAUGUUUUGCUAGGUCUCCUUGUUGUAAGGUAAAGAGUCAAGGGGAUUUUUAUUUUUCUCUACAAGCUGUGAAAUUUUUGCUUGUAUUUUUUCCCCCCCUCUCUUAACAUGAAAUGUUUUUUUGUUGAACGUGUCUGGAUUUAAAUACAAAGAUACUCUUGUUUUUAUUUGCGCAUGUUCUUGAUUGUUUUACCAGAUAUAUUAGGUGCUGUAGCAACAUGAUUUUGAGUUACCCAAAUUUCCCUAACAUUAUUUCACAAUGAGAGAGUCACUGGGCGAAAAUGGCAUCCAUGGGAAAGUUACAAGGUAUAAACUAUUGUUGAACAAAAAAAACUUAUCUUGAUUGUGCUGAAAAACCUGCUAGAUGACUCUUAGGACUGGAAAAAUAAUCUGCAAAGUCACUUUGGAACUAUAUGGAAGAAAUGGGUCCUGUUUCAUCUGGUAUAAAGCUAAGAUAUGGCAUUCCACAAUAAAAACCUCAUACCAGUCAAAUAUAGUGGUUUAAGUGUGAUGGUCUGGGGCUGCUUUGCGUGUGAAGGACCUAGAGAGCUUGUCAUAAGUGAUGAUACUGCUCACUUUCAGAAAAAUUUUAAGAAUGUUUGCCAAUCAGUUCAUGACCCAAAGCUUAAGUGCAGUUGGGUUUUUGCAGCAGAGUAAUGAUCCGAAGCACACAAGCAAGUUUGCCUCUGACACUGCAAAACCUUAAAGGGGUACUCUGGGGAAGUAAAGGAAAAAAAUGCCACAAAGCCUCCACAAUACCUUGUCUGGGUCCACUGUGCAUUCUUCUUGCGAUUCUGCGCACUCCUGUGGCCCCUGGUGUCCUCCAGGACUUUUUAACCCCUUAAGGACCAGACCAAUUUUAUUUUAGCAUUUUCUUUUUUUCCUCCUCGCCUUCUAAAAAUCAUAACUUUUAUAUUUUCAUCCACAGACCCAUAUGAGGGCUUGUUUUUUGCGUCAUCAAUUGUUUGUAAUUACAUCACUUAUUUUACCAUAAAAUGUACGGUGCAACUAAACAAAUAUUAUUUAUGUGGGGAAAUUGAAAAGAA
Messenger RNA from Hyla sarda, 4132 nucleotides. RefSeq names its product nuclear cap binding protein subunit 1 (gene NCBP1). The transcript has 23 exons. The record is from RefSeq and is a predicted model, not a curated record. Gene Ontology annotation, molecular function: mRNA binding; RNA cap binding; protein binding. Gene Ontology annotation, biological process: regulation of mRNA processing; nuclear-transcribed mRNA catabolic process, nonsense-mediated decay; mRNA export from nucleus. The coding region runs from base 171 to 2534 and encodes 787 amino acids. Lineage: Eukaryota; Metazoa; Chordata; Amphibia; Anura; Hylidae. Gene Ontology annotation, cellular component: nuclear cap binding complex; nucleus.